Molecule: messenger RNA, 4960 nt
Organism: Aethalodelphis obliquidens (Pacific white-sided dolphin)
Lineage: Eukaryota; Metazoa; Chordata; Mammalia; Artiodactyla; Delphinidae
Gene: ADPRHL1
Product: ADP-ribosylhydrolase like 1
Exons: 7
Coding region: 3161-4225 (354 amino acids)
Biological process (GO): protein de-ADP-ribosylation
Molecular function (GO): magnesium ion binding; ADP-ribosylarginine-[protein] hydrolase activity
Source: RefSeq, a predicted model, not a curated record
AACGGGAGAGGCCGCAGCGGUGAGAGGCCUGCGUACCGCAAAAAAAAAAAAAAAAAAAUGUAUUUAAAAGGACAUUUUUCCAUGAAAAAUUAUUUCUUUCAUGAUAAAUUAUAGAUUUAAACAUCAGCCUUCUGUCCUUUCAGCCGUCUGUAAUAUGAGUGCUGUUCACCCACCCGCCCUCCUACGGUUGUCACAUUUGGGAGGUAAAAUACACAUUGUUGUCCCAAAACCCCACACCGGAAGCCGCGUCACGUGCAGGUGGACGUGUGUGUCCGCGUCUCGUUGCCCGGCCUCCUGUGCCCCCUGUCGGGGGGACGCUGUCCAGAACCGCUGUGUGGACCCCACCUCAUACUGGGAACGAUCUUCACGCCACAGGCGUGCUCGCUGCCCAGCCCGCAACCCCGUUCGUGAGACAGAUAAAUCGGGGUGAUUUCACAGGAGAGGGGAAUUCACUCAGAUUUCCAGAAAGUGUGCCUAAAAUGUGUGGUUGGUUUGGCAUUCAAAAAUGUGACCCACUCAGGCCUGGGGCCUGGAGACCCAGUCUGGGCGGGUCGGCCCGUCACAAGGUGCAGGGCCAGGGAAGUCACCUGAUCUCUCCCAGGCCCCGCUGCCCCGUCCUCUACCUGUAAGACUGGAGUUCUAAGAGGCGUUAAUAGAAACUUCACCAACUGUAACACGUCGUUCAAGGCCUCGUGGGUUCUGACAUGUAAGAGUUCUGUUCAGAGAGGUUAUGGAACUCGGACGGGCCUGUGAGAAUCAUGAGGUGUGUGGCACCGUUUCAUUCUUGAGGUUUAAAGUUAUGUAGAGAAAAGGUGUUCUGUGGAGUUGUUUAUCAACAGAUACCAAAACAGUGACAAAGGCUCUUCCAACACUUGUAGGUUUCCCUUCUAUAAUACACGUUUAAGUCGUGCGUGCUGUGAAAGUGCUGAGGACUCUGGAAACACUAAAAUUCUCUUCCUGGUGUCAUGGUGCCUCUCAGGUCUGUUCUCGGACGCUCGGCCCUGGAUGUCAGGGUCCUGGAUGUCAGGGUCCUGGAUGCCAGGGUCCUGGAUGCCAGGGUCCUGGAUGUCAGGGUCCUGGAUGUCAGGGUCCUGGAUGCGAGGGUCCUGGAUGCCAGGGCCCUGGAUGUCAGGGUUCUGGAUGUCAAGGCCCUGGAUGUCAGGGUCCUGGAUGUCAGGGUCCUGGUCCCACGUCAGGGGAGUGGCCACCACACUUGGGACCCUCCCAACCUGUGUCCCUGCCGCCUUGUUACAGGAUCACGUCCCACACGGACGGCCUGGGUCACAUACUUUCCUUUCUAGGUAUCACAUAGUAUCUGCUAAAUACACCUGUUCCACGUGGGCGGUCACAGAUCUCAUAAUACACGAAUUUCCUUGAACUGGCGGGAGUUACGUACCUAACUGAUCCACUGAAACGCAAACUAUACAUACAGUGAAGACAUGCGGGUUAACCAAAUGUGGGAGGUUUAACACACGUGGCCUCCCCGUGCCUGCCGGGAGUUCCUGGGCUGGACAGCAUCACCUCCUUCCAUGUUGGUGACAUCGCACGUGUCAGUGUGUUCUUUUACCUUAGUAAACGCUUAAGUGGGAUAUUACAUAUGUCUCCAGCUCCAGGCUCUGUGGGGACAGCCAUACCCACGACUCGUGGCACACGGCCGGGGCUUGGCAAACACUGCAGGAACGAUGCAGUGGGCUCGCCUCACCUCUUCCUCUCGCUGACGUCGGCCAGAUAGUGUGGGAUUGCUCUUAGCAUCUUGACGACAGUGUCUGCUGCCUCAGAUUCAGCAAAAGAGACCAGCCGAAGACGGUACCUCUGCCUCAGCGAUAGACGGCUUCUGCCACAGGGUGCCUUUCUCCCUACGUGGGUGGCUGUCUGAGGGGCUGCCCUCGGGGAGGGAGCCUGCACCCUAGCAACCCGGGCCAACUGCACUGGUCGUAAAGGACUUUUUGCUUUAGGACCUCUCGGACUGUGCCGGCCAGAGUCGGGUUCCAGAACCUCUCUUUUAAUAAGUGCUGUGAUGAUACUACCCAUUCAUUUACCUUUUCUUUUAUUUUCUUGCCACGCCACGCGGCAUGCGGGAUCUCAGCUCCCCAACCAGGGAUCCAACCCGUGUGGAGUUGUAACCACUGUACUGCCAGGGAAGUGCGACCCGUUCAUUUAAAGGCAUCUUAGUAUCUUGUUAUUGAAGGAAACUUAAGUUUUAUCAGACGUGUUUCUUACAUCCCGGCGUGACGCCCUCCUGCUUGUCCUGGUCUGACGUGGGACCAGAACCUGGGGGACAAGGGGCCUGGGGACAGAGGUGGUAGCUCUCCUGACCCCUCUUUUCAAGUCAAGGUCCCUGGUUUGCAGGGCUUCCCCCCACUCUCAGCCUCAGCACGGCCGUGAACAUCCUCCCCGUGGAACGGGAUCGGUGGGAGGACGCUUAAGGUGCGUGAGCCUUCACGGGGCGCCCUCGCCGGCCCCUCGGGGCUCCGGGCUCUGCGCACACACGGAGCGGCCGGGAGGCUGGCUGUCGGGGAGCCUUCGCUGACGCUGGGCCGCGGGGACGCCCGUGAUCACGCACGCGGCGGCUCCACAUACUUUCCCCCUUCGCACGUGGCAGUUUUCUACCAUAAACACGCUUUAUAAUCAACGAGUCCUCCGGAAAACAGAGCCGUGCGUGUGACAGCCGAGUCGCAGCGUGGAGGCCGCCGAGCGCGAUCCCAUGUAAUUGAAAGUCCCGGAAAGGCAGAGCUACAGAGACCAAGUGGGUGGGUGGAGGCCCAGGGAGCAGAGGGGCCGCGGCUCGGGCGGGCUCUCCGCCUGGGCCGCGGGGAAGGUUGACACACGCCGAGUGACUGGACCGAAUGCAGUGAGCCCGACAGUGCGCGAAUUACACCUGGAAGCUCUAGAAACGUGUGCAUCUCCCCAGCGCGCCGUGCAGACCUCCCUCUGAAGCGGUGCUCUGAGCCGCAGGUGCCCCCACUGAAGAGCCAGCCCUGGGUGCACCACGUGGCUGCGGGCUGCGGGCCCAGACGGCUUCCUCAUUGGUGCCGACCGCCCGCCCGGGACAGAAGAGGGCGCCUGGCCGAUCGGGGAGGCUCCCGACGGCGACGCGGCAACCAGAACAGGGGCCGGCGGGGUGGGCUGAAGGCUGGGCACCCGGCAGCUGCCGGCAGAGAUGGAGAAGUUUCAGGCUGCGAUGCUGCUGGGGGCCGUGGGCGAUGCACUCGGGCACGGACACGCCUUCGGGGAGGACAGCGCCUCGGGCCCCAAGGUCCAGAAGGAGCCGGGAAAGGUGGGGGGACUGGACCACCUGGUGCUCUCUCCAGAGAGGUGGCCGGUGAGCGACAACACCAUCAUGCACAUGGCGACGGCAGGGGCCCUGGUCACAGACUUCUGGUGCCUGGACGACCUGUACCGUGAGAUGGUGCGACGCUACGUGGACGUGCUCGAGAAGCUCCCGGGGCAGCGGGUAGACCCGGCCACCGUCGAGGGCUGCUCGCAGCUGAAGCCCGACAACUAUCUCCUGGCCUGGCACACGCCCUUCAAUGAGAAAGGCUCCGGGUUUGGCGCUGCCACCAAGGCGAUGUGCGUGGGCAUGCGGUACUGGCAGCCGGGGCGGCUGGAGACGCUCCUCGAGGUCAGCGUGGAGUGCGGCCGGAUGACGCACAACCAUCCCACAGGCUUCCUUGGGUCCCUGUGCACGGCCCUGUUCGCGUCGUAUGCCGUUCAGGGCAAACGGCUGGAGCAGUGGGGACGAGACAUGCUGAGGACAGUCCCGCUGGCCGAGGAGUAUUGUAAAAGGACCAUCCGGCACCUGGCAGAAUACCAGGAGCACUGGUUUUACUUCGAAGCUAAAUGGCAGUUUUACUUGGAGGAGAGAAAAAUCAGUGAGGACACGGAGAACGAGGCCAGCUUUCCCGACCGCUACAGCGCGGAGGAGAGGGACAAGACCUACAGGAAAUGGAGCUCGGAAGGUCGAGGGGGCCGGCGGGGCCACGACGCCCCCAUGAUUGCCUACGAUGCCCUUUUAGGAGCCAAGGGCAGCUGGACGGAGCUCUGCCACCGGGCCAUGUUCCACGGAGGUGAGAGCGGGGCCACGGGGGCCAUCGCCGGCUGCCUGUUUGGGCUGCUGCACGGCCUGGACGCCGUCCCCGCGGGCCUGUACCGCGAGCUGGAGCUCAAGGAGCAGCUGCGGCGCCUGGGCGAGGAGCUCUACCGCCUGUCCACGGAGGAGAAGUAAAGCCCCUUCCCCGCCCCCAGCCCCUGGCGGCCCGCUGGUGCCUCUGGGGCCCCGGGGGGCCCCCCGCAGCUCGUGUGACAUCUUAACUUUCCUCCCGAUUUCAGAGGCCUAACUGCUGUAUAAAACACAUCGUUUGUCCUAUGAGAAUAGUCUUCCCGCCCUGGCCAAGCCUAGUGCCUCACUGACGUCCCUCUGGACGCAGCAGCCCCACCUCCAAACGCGAGGCCGCGGAGGGCCUCUGGGACACUCGGUGUAUUUUAUCCUGUCGCAAAACUAACGCAUCUGCUCACUGAUUCCAAUAGCACCCAUAGCACGAUGGCUCUGCUCGGACGGCCUCCUCUGUCUGCAGGGCGCCCAGCAUGGUCUCUUUCUAGCUCUUAGGCGUGCGGUCCGACACCUGCACACCUCGGCCCCCAGCCUCACGGGGCCGCACCUGGCGCUGCGUCUGCGUCCUCGCCGCCGCGUGCCCAGAGCAGCUGGAAGAGCGGCCGGCGCCUGCGCCUGCGGGGCCGCGCGCUGUGUUUAAGCUCCAGCCCACGUGUGUCAUCUCACUAGAUUUAACGCCAGCCUCUCUCAGAACGACUAACUGAUGCAGCCAGGAAACGGGGGCCUCGUGCGGCCCGCAUCCUCCCACGUGCCGCCCUGCCCCGGGCUCGCUGACGAGGACAGAGCUGGCCCUGUUCCCCGUGGCCGGGGCUUCUCCACACUUGCUCUUGUUAAAAGUAACCCUGGACA